Schizophyllum commune H4-8 is the source of this 350-nucleotide messenger RNA. RefSeq lists its product as uncharacterized. The record is from RefSeq and is a predicted model, not a curated record. The coding region runs from base 101 to 292 and encodes 63 amino acids. Lineage: Eukaryota; Fungi; Basidiomycota; Agaricomycetes; Agaricales; Schizophyllaceae. The transcript is spliced from 2 exons.
UGGAGGCCUGCCGUAUGUCGCUGCGGGUCAAGGGUUGUACGUCGCGCGACUGCGAUGCCCCCAUGCAAAGAUCAAGCUCAAGCGAACUUUUAUAAUCGACAUGCGGGGAUGGAGGUGGGGGGAGGGGCGAGUGAAGAUGUGGCAAAUCGUUGGAAAAGCGCCGGAAAGGGGUGAGGGAGGGUGGCAGCGAAGGGGAGAGGGGAGGUGCGGGAGGGUAGGAGCGAAAGGGAGAGGAGGGGGGAGAGGAAGAAGGGGGUUGAGGGCGAAGCGCGAGAAGGAGGGAAAGAGGUAAUAAGGUGAGUAUUGCUCUUCGUAUUCUUUCUUCCCCCCUCCCCCCUUCGCUUACCUCC